GCCACUCUUGAGUGCUACAAUGACAGAGUUCCUGGUUUGUUUUAAUUGUUGUAUUGGUGACCAGCCCCAGUCGAAGAGGCAUCCAAGACUGGACAGAAACAUGAUAGGAGAGCCGAUGAACUUCGUACACAUCACCCACAUUGGAACAAAAGAGAUGGCCAGUGCCCUUCCAUCAGCUGGAGAAAUUCAGGAACAGAUGAAUUCCAAAGGAGGCUACCACAACAAUAAUUCUUCAAGUACACAGGUGUAAGGUGUUUGAGUGAGAGAAUGAAGUACCAGUUCUGGGAUGUUAUGCUUUGAAAAUAAUUGGGUCUAGGGAAUAGAACUGAUCAACUGUCACUUCUUGUAUUUAGACCACUUAUUCAGCUAGUAUGACUAUGUAAUGCUAAAUUCAAUUCCUGUGUCUGUGGAAGUCUGUUCAUGCUGGGGAUCUGAUCUUGACCAAGUAAUUCAGACAACUUAACCUCAUCAUUAUAUAUAUAUAUUCGGUCUAAAAGUAGUAUUUAAGAUGGUAGUUACAUUUUAAUGAACAAACUCAUGGCUUGCUCCCAUGAAAGAUGCCUGGAAUUGGUGAGUCUAUUGGGGAAGUGGGGAGAGACUAGGGUAUAUACUGUAUACUGCUCUGUAUUUUAAAAAAAUCUGAGCUGUUCACAAAUUCUGGCUUCCAUAAAACUAAAACCUUCCACUAAGGAUUGUGCCCUGGAAAACAUGUCUAAGCUCAUUUCAGCCAUGAAUUGCUUGGUCUUGUCCCUGAUCUCUGGAAAGCCUGCUUGGGCAGAUAUUUGUCACUGUAUUAAGCAUUCUAUAUAUUAAAACUACUAUAGAACUUAUUCUUGACUAUCAAAUUCUAACAACACUAUUGCCUGUAUUCCCGGACUAAAAAUCAUGGAGGCUGAUCUCAUGUAAGGCUGUUUUUUUCUAAUAUGCUUCUUGUUAUAGAGAGUGCGAGUGUGGUCUUAUCAUAUGCCUUAAAUACUAAUCUAACACUGGCAAAAACAGCUGGUUUAAAACUGCUUUUUAUCACAACAGCCAUGCCAUAUUCCCUGAAAGGCUUUGUGAAGCAUGCAAGAAAAUAUAAGGAUUUGGUGGAGGAUACUAAAGAUAGCUGAAAUAAUGUCCAGUUCAAAUAGGAGGUUAAUGGUAUUUGUUGCUGUUGUAACUUGUAAUGCCAAAAUCUAAAAAUGAAUUAAUUUUAGAUGUUAGGUGGUAAUCUGUCAAAAUUAAUUUGUCCUAAACGCAUAGACUUGUAAUAACAAGUGCACUGCUAUGCAGUCAACCAUUUUGUUCCUUAAUUCCGUUCUCUUGCAAACAGUUUACAACUAGCAGAAAAGAUGUGCAUUCUCCAAAUUUCAGCCUACAGCCUAACACUAACUUGAAAUUUUCAUCAGAAAAACUUGUUAUUGGCACUUGACAUUGUAUGUAGUCUGGGCUAAGUUUGCAAGUGCUUCUAUUCAAAGCUGAUUUGAUGGGAAUUGAGUUAAAUAAGCCAUGGUCAUAAGACACUUCUAGAACAGAAUUGAAGCACACCUUUGCUAUGACCUUCAAAAGUGAGAGCAAUAGCAACUCUAUUUCAGCUUUCGUGAAGUGAAAGCAAAGGGCUGAACUCCCAGUUUUAAUAAAUAUCCCAAUAUCACCUCUAUUUUUCUCUAUCUAAGAAGAUGGUACCAUUCAUUUUACUAUGAAUACCAAACUCAAACAUCUCCGUUUUUAAAAUGGGCAUUUUAAACUACUGAUCUGUAUGCUGUUUUAAACAUAAGUAAUUAUUAUUAUUGAAACAUUUGUUUGUGUGUAUAUAGUGUAUGUACUGCUGGAAGACUUCUGUACAGUCAUGAGAAAAUACUAGUAAGAACACAUACUCAAUACUGGAAUUAAGAUCCCUGUUCUUAAGUACAGGUGCCAGUGUUGAUGUUCAGUAACUAUUUGGUGCAGCAGUCUUACAGCUGCACUGUUGAUUGGAAGAUGUUAUAGACAAUUAAAUGGUAAACAUAGCACAAAUGAAAUUGUACUGAUUUUGAUCCAAUAUAGCACAUAAAUUAAACAUUUUUGAAAAUUCAA
Molecule: messenger RNA, 2055 nt
Organism: Rhineura floridana
Lineage: Eukaryota; Metazoa; Chordata; Lepidosauria; Squamata; Rhineuridae
Product: CDC42 small effector protein 2-A-like
Exons: 3
Coding region: 20-250 (76 amino acids)
Biological process (GO): regulation of Rho protein signal transduction
Cellular component (GO): plasma membrane
Molecular function (GO): small GTPase binding
Source: RefSeq, a predicted model, not a curated record